GGUGACGGACAGAUAAGAUUGACAGAUAUUUUUAACCAUGUUUUUACUGAGACUUGAGUAGAUCUUCUCGAUUUUAUGUGACAUAAUUAUUAUUUAGUAUUGCAAAGUACUUAUUUUAAACAUAAAUAAAUUGUAUAUAAAAAUCGAAUCGAAACAGUAUGUGGAAAGGUCUUAGAUUAACGCAAUCGCAACUAUCGAAGCUCCAUUUUAAAGGAAAUAAACUACAAUCAUUAGGAGUUCCGGCGUUAGAUUCUGUGUUAAACCAAUGGUAUGAAUUCUGCAAGAAACCCCCUAAGGGGUUCGAAAAGUAUUUCCAACCAGGAACUAGUAAAAAACACGAAAAGAAACCGGAAAAAGAUGACGCUCCUCCACCGUCGAAAUCUUCACCACCACCGUCAAAACCGAGCUCGUCUCCAGAAAAAUGGAAUAUUAAUAUGUUUUCCAGUGCCCCUGGAGGAAGGGGAUCUGGCCGUGGAGGUUACGAUGGACAGGAUCGAGAAAAAUGGAUGAUGUUUGGUGCCAUGGGUGUAGUUGCCCUAAUUGCCUCAAUUGCAUAUUUCGAACUUAAGUACAGAGAAAUAAGUUGGCGAGAUUUCGUUAAUAUGUAUCUAAAAAAAGGCAUUGUUGAGAAGUUAGAGGUUAUAAACAAAAAAUGGGUUCGUGUAAGAUUACAGCCGGGCACAUUUGAAGGAAAAGUUAUCUGGUUUGCUAUUGGCAGUGUGGACUCAUUCGAGAGAAAUCUAGAGAAUGCGCAAAUAGAAAUGAAUGUUGAACCUCAGAAUUUCUUGCCAGUUAUUUAUAGAACUGAGGUGGAGGCUUCCAGUCUGACAGGAAUAUUACCAACAUUGUUAAUAAUUGGAUUCUUAAUUUAUAUGAUGAGAAGGUCUGCUGAUAUGAUGGGAAGAGGCGGUCGCAAAGGUGGUGGACUUUUUGGUGGUGUGAUGGAAUCAACAGCCAAAUUGAUCAACCCAUCAGACAUUGGUGUUAAGUUCCAGGAUGUAGCUGGUUGUGAAGAAGCUAAGAUCGAAAUUAUGGAGUUUGUAAACUUCUUGAAGAACCCCCAACAAUACAUUGACUUGGGAGCUAAAAUACCCAAGGGAGCUUUGCUCACUGGACCACCAGGUACUGGUAAAACUUUACUUGCCAAAGCUACAGCUGGAGAGGCCAAUGUUCCUUUUUUAACUGUAUCUGGUUCAGAAUUCUUAGAGAUGUUUGUUGGUGUUGGUCCAUCUAGAGUGAGAGACAUGUUUUCAAUGGCUCGUAAGCAUGCCCCAUGUAUUUUGUUCAUUGAUGAAAUUGAUGCCGUCGGUAGGAAGAGGGGUGGACGAAGCUUUGGUGGACAUUCAGAGCAAGAGAACACUCUAAAUCAAUUGCUGGUAGAGAUGGAUGGUUUUAACACAACAACAAAUGUUGUUGUGCUAGCUGCAACCAACAGAGUUGAUAUUUUGGAUAAAGCUCUGUUGAGACCUGGUCGUUUUGACCGUCAGAUAUUUGUACCAGCUCCAGAUAUUAAGGGCAGGGCUUCCAUUUUCAAGGUGCAUUUAACUCCACUCAAAACUACACUCAAUAAAGAGAAUCUAGCCAGAAAAAUGGCUGCUUUAACACCAGGUUUCACUGGAGCAGAUAUUGCUAAUGUAUGCAAUGAAGCAGCACUCAUUGCAGCUAGGGAGUUGUCAACUGACAUAAGCAUGAAAAACUUUGAACAGGCCAUAGAGAGAGUAGUAGCUGGUAUGGAGAAAAAAUCGAAUGUCCUACAACCAGAAGAGCGAAAGAUCGUAGCGUAUCAUGAAGCUGGCCAUGCUGUAGCUGGCUGGUUCCUAGAACAUGCAGACCCCCUUCUCAAAGUAUCUAUCAUACCUCGUGGAAAGGGUCUUGGAUAUGCACAAUAUCUACCAAAAGAACAAUACCUAUACAGUAAGGAACAAUUAUUUGACAGAAUGUGCAUGACUCUUGGUGGAAGAGUGAGUGAGGAAAUAUUCUUUGGUAGAAUUACAACCGGUGCACAGGAUGAUUUGAAGAAAAUUACUCAGAGUGCAUACGCUCAAAUUGUUCACUAUGGUAUGAAUGCUAAAGUGGGUAAUGUUUCCUUUGAAAUGCCACAACCUGGAGAAAUGGUUAUUGACAAACCAUACUCUGAAAAAACAGCUGAAUUAAUCGACUCUGAAGUGAGAGAUUUAAUCAACUCAGCACAUAAACGCACAACAGACUUGUUAGUUGAACAUAAGACAAACAUUGAGAAGGUUGCAGAACGCUUACUGAAGCAAGAGAUUCUGAGCAGGGAUGAUAUGAUUGAAUUACUGGGUCCCAGACCAUUCCCUGAAAAGAGUACUUAUGAAGAAUUUGUGGAGGGAACUGGUUCAUUAGAUGAAGAUACAACUUUACCAGAGGGCUUGAAGGAUUGGAAUAAGGAAAAGCAACCAACUAUUCCCCCACCAGAAAGUAUACCUCCUGCCAGUAAAAAUUAACUUUAUUUAUGUAGUUGAUUGUUGAGUUUUUAGUCAGUUUAUGUGUAAUAAAUACAAUUACCUAUAAGACAUAAGGCUUUUUGUUUUUGUUGACACAAUGUAAGAAUCUGGUACAUUGAAAUCGGCCAAAGCAGUUUUUUACUCACUCACCUAUAGUUGCGCCGUUAAAAAAUUUAAAAAAUUAUUCAAUAUUGGCUUUGAUUGUAUAGAUAGUUGCAUUUUACGUAUUGUAUGAGCUUGUUUUAAUAAAUAAAUUGCAGUAUGUAAAAUA
This is a messenger RNA of Colias croceus (clouded yellow), 2736 nucleotides long. RefSeq names its product AFG3-like protein 2 (gene Afg3l2). Gene Ontology annotation, cellular component: membrane; m-AAA complex. The record is from RefSeq and is a predicted model, not a curated record. The coding region runs from base 159 to 2465 and encodes 768 amino acids. Gene Ontology annotation, biological process: protein-containing complex assembly; mitochondrial protein processing. Lineage: Eukaryota; Metazoa; Arthropoda; Insecta; Lepidoptera; Pieridae. Gene Ontology annotation, molecular function: ATP hydrolysis activity; ATP binding; metalloendopeptidase activity. The transcript is spliced from 2 exons.